AUGGAGAUCUGGGUAAGAGAGACCAAGGGAUGGCAGUGGGUAACAUUGUGGACCACUUUGUAUUUUCCUUAUUUCCUCUUACAUCAAAUUGUAUGUGAAUCAUUGGAUAACCCACAGGAAGGCAUGUGUUCUAGUAAUCCUAGGGUGAGAGGGAAUUCAAAUCCUUGUUAAGAAUCGUCUUUUCUACCUUGCACACCAACUGAGUAACAUUUUUGCAUCCCUUAAAAAGGCAUCUCUAGGGUCCAAGGGCAUCACCAACUCCAAACAGUGCAUACGCUUUAAUGCAGGGAUGCCUUUUAUGGUAGUACACAAAUGUUACUCAGUCAAUCUGUGAGGUAGAAGAGGAAGAAGAAUUUAUUCAGUUUCUCUUUGAUUAUUUCACUUCCCUUUACCCCUACAUUACAAAUGAACCAGUAUCACAUGGGUUAUGCAGUCAUUCAUAAACAAUUUGAUGUAGAAAGCCAGUGUCGUUAGGAGUGCCUUUGGUGUGGCACUUUUCUCUCUUUUGCCCAGUAAUCACUUUCCCUUAGAGAGACAAAGCGGGCUGUCAUUAAGAGACAGGGACUGGGCAUUUCCCGUGGCUACUUUCAAAGGAAAAUAGAAGACAAUAGAUGAUUCCCUGCCUACUUUUUGCAAUUACCUGGCAUCUUAAACGUUAGUGACAAUCAUGCAAAGUGGUAUUUCCCACUAUCAAACAAGCACUGCUACCACUGUGGUCUUUGCUGAAGUGAGGGAAAACCAGUGGUCCAUAAUACCCUUGAUGUGGUAAAAUGUUACCCCCUGCCACCCUAUCUCUCUUACUUGGUGCUUCAUGUUUGUUAUAGAGACAAAUUGACUUCCCCUGCUAUAAAACGUGCAUGGAAGAGGAAACACCCAAACACUGACAUAAGUGCUCCUACCACCUUGAUCAUAGGUGGAAGGGUAGUGGGUGUGCCCUGGAGUAAAAGUGGUCAGAAAUCAGGGUUGUACUAUCCUCGAACAUAGGGAUUAUCCCUUUAACUCUUCCACCCUUCCCUCAGACCAUGUAAUAUCUGGGUGAACAUUAGGCAGGAAACCUGUAUUUGCCAACAAGGGUGGGUGAUAAUCCCCAGAAACAUCAUCAACACCUUGAUGAGUGUUAAUAGAGAGAGAGAUUCCAAUUAGAACCCACAACAUCAAAAACAGCUGAUGGCUUUGCCUGCUCACUAGUAUACACUCAGUGGCUUUUGGGUAUUGUUAGGGCAACAACUGAACAAGAUGCAAGUUUCACCAGCAAAUUCCCUGAAUAACUUCUUGGACAACAGUUGAGUCAUUUGCCACUUCCUACAAGCCAGGGAUGAAACGAUGGGUGCUAACGGAGGUGUCGGUUGCAUCUAGAACAACACAAGCAUCUCUGUGGCAGCCUUUUCUACUUGUUGGUCCAAUCUUGAGUUGCACCAUGGUAUCCUUGACCACCUGGUUACCUCAUUUUGCCCUUCGACAGAUGCAGUUGUCUGCCAGGCGAAACCAUUCAACGAACACCUGCCCAUGAACUGUUUUCAAGGGGGCCACAUGAGUGAGUAAAAGAGGAGCAGAAUCACGGACUUUGUUGCAGCCAGAUCAAACUUUUCUCCUAUCACACCAAGGCUGAUUAGGUCUGGUAUUAUGUCUGUGGCUUCAGUCCCAACAUGCCACAGAGGAACUGUGGGAUCCAGUCAAGAAUCUCUGCAAACGCAUGGUCAACAGCCCUCACAAGAUUAAUUGGGAUCCCAAGAUGAGGUGAUUCACAGUGUUCCCGGGGACAAUAAAAUAUAUAGAGUUGAGCCUAUGACAAUCACAUUGUGUAUUCCCACGUCAUACAUACAUAAGGCCUACAUAUUCACGACGAUAUUUGUUGGGUCCACUGAAAGUUGUACUUCAAGACCCUUGGUCCUCUGGUUACCACAUUCUUCACUUUCACAGACUCUUUUGUCUGCUAAGCAAAACUACUGGAAAAACAUUUUCCAUGGGUUGUGUUCAUAAAGGCUAAAUGAAUGAGGUAAAGAGAAGGAAAAUGCUGGAGUUUGUUGCAGCUGAUUCAAAAUUUUCAUCUACCAAACUAAGGCUGAUUAAGUCUGCUGCUAUAGGAGCUGUCACAAAAUGCAUAAUAAUUUCAAACAGUGAAAGCUGCCACUAAAUUAAAGGAGGUAAACCUCACAGAGGGAAUAAAUAACAGCAGAACUCAGUACAAAUUUGAAUGCAACAUUAGAUCAAUUGAUGAACAUUAUUUUGUCACAUUAACCACUGCAUUUGCUUGAUUUGUUUUUAAGUCGUAUGGAGACUAUUGAGCUGUUACUUGCAUCUGUAGUACCACUUGUGCUGAUAAAUAUUCAUCAAGCACAUCAACAUGGUCUAUUGCAAUUAAUUCAGUUUCAGUUGGCAAUGAAUAAGUGGUUAGAGAAGCAGAUCUAAAGAUAUAAACAGUUCUCAAUGGUAAUGCCAACUGUCAAUUCACAGAAAGCCAGUUUGUAUGAAAAGAAAUUCAGGUUGACAAUAAUAGCUGCAAUAGGAUUCCCAUGAUCAUUAAUGAAAAACCUUUUGACAGACAGGAUCUUCAUCAGAAAACUACUUGGGUUAUAGAUCUUUUGCCUAAUUCCAGCUUGCCAGAAUAAAGUUUCAAAUUUGAAUGUUUCACAUCUGUUACUAUGCGAUAAGUUGUCUUUUACUGGUCAAGAAGAUUGCUACCAAUCCCUUAUAAUAUUCCUUUUGGUGAUUACAAAAAUAGUUAUUGUUCAUUGAGGUGUAGUAAAGUACCUGAUUGCCUGAGGCCUGCUGUCACAUUACUUGGUCUUAAAAAACCGUCUUUAGAGACCAAUAAGAUUAGCAGCUUUUACCCUAUUUCCAACCUUAAAUUUCCUGCCAAGGCAAUUGAGAAAGUUGUAGUUCUGUAAGAGGUCAGUGCAUUGGUUGGGGAAGUUCCUAAGUUCAUAUCAAUGAAAAAUGAUGUAUCCCUGAUUCAGGACCACAUCUGCCUCUGGGGUUACCACAUAUUAAUCACACUCUCCUCCAGGCCAUGAUGGCAGCAUUUAAAGUAGGUGCACUUGUACCAGGGUUUGGGCAUUUCUUUACACACAUUUUACAUAGGUGACAAAGUGGAGCACCAGGUGAGAAUGGUUCAAUUUGACUAAAUUUUUACAUGCGUAAUUUACAAGUGUGGCUAUUGUUUUAAGGCUUAAAACAAUGGUGACACUUGUAAAUUACACUUGCCAACGUUUUAUUACAAUAUUUCAGUAGACUUAGGCACUGUCGCCACAUCAACUUGUCCAUCUUGUAGAUGAGAAAAGGGAAACUCCUCGUUUUGUGAGGUAGAGGAAUGUGAAAUCAUCAUGGAGUAUCUUUGACCUCCCUUUGGCCUCUUGCAGUAUCUGAGUAUCAUUUGUGUAUUUGCCAUAAAGGCAUCCUGACAUCAACGCAGAAGUAGAGUGUUUUAAGUUGGUGAUGCCCUUGGACCGCCAGGAUGUCUUUGUGGAACUCAGUUACUGGGCAAGAAAAAGAAAAGGGAAGAUUUUCCAUGACGUGUCCAGGUAGUAUCCCAUGUUUCAUUUUAACAUUCAACUUGCACAGACAGUUAAAGAUACAUACACCCAAUGUGGUCUGCAAUCUCCUUUGCAGCCGCUCUUUGGUGUCCUUAACUUGGUACUUCCUUUUGUUGUGGAGGUAGAUUGACAUACUCAUCUGUAAAAUGUAAUUGGAGCACAAGUUCCAGGGUUAGGGCAUUUCGUUUUUCCAGCACAUUUGAUAGAGGAACAACAAUUUGCUGCAGCAAUGAAAGUAAAGCAGUUGGUGCAAGAGAUGACUAGGGCAAAAUGCAACAUUUCACAGGGCGAUUGGUUUUUUUCACAUCCACUUCUGAGUGAUUGGAUGAUCAUCUAAAAAUACUCUAAUUCUCGUUUAUGUGAGUUAGUUUGAGUCAUUAAAGAGAACAUAUUCUCCCUCUUGUUUUACCUCUUACAGUAUCUGAGUAGCAUUUGUGUAUUCCCCCCAAAAGACAUCCUGACAUCAAAGUAUAGCUGGAGCAUUUUGAGUUGGUGAUGCCCUUGGACCCUCAGGAUUUGUCUUUUGUGGGGUCAGUUACUGUGCGAGGUAGUGUAGAAGAGGAAGUGAGGAUUCUGUUUCGUGCUUUCAAGGAGAACCCUGUGGGUCAUUCCAACUUUCACAUGCAACUCGAUACACAGAAAGAUGAAGUAAAAGUCAGUGUAGUUUGUCACACCGCGGUGAAUUGUUGCAUCCUGGUGCCCCAUAGUGUCUUUCACCUGUACUUCUUUUUUGUCACUAAGCAGAUGGAAUGCUGCCUUUGUUAAAUGUGUUAGCACUAAUUUCAGGGUUAUGGGAUUUGUCUUUAUGUACAUUUUACAGCAGAGGAAUGUCAAUUUGACUGUGUGAUCAAAGUGAAGCACUUGAUAAGAGAGACGAAUGGAGACAAAGCACAUUGGCUUUUUCCUCAUCCAGCCCUGAAUUAUUUGAUUACCCAUGGGAUUCACCUCAUUUUUGUUAACCUAAGGGUGGUGGAAAUUGAAAUUAUCAUAGACAAGUUUCUCUAUCCCUUUACCUCAUUCAAUAACUAAUCAGCAUUUAUUCGUCCCCUAAGAGAGCAUCUUGAGUUGAAUUAUGAGUUGGUGAUGCCCUUGGACUCCAGGAUGCUCUUUGGCGGGACUUAGUUACUGUGUGAGGUCGAAGAGGAAUAGAGGAUUCUCUACAAUAAUUUCCUUUGGUCACUGCAACCUUUUUGUAUAGUUAAUGCAGUGUGUGUUUGUAUCUUGUCAGCAAUGGUCUCUUUCACCAAGUGCUUCUCAUUUUCUAUGGAGGUAGUUUGACACCUUCCCUCUGUAAAAUAUGUGUUUAUGAAUGCCCACAGCCUGGUAUGAGAGCUGCUGCUACUGUGAUUAAUGUACCUGAGGAGUUUGUGAUAAUUGCUGUGUGGGGUACUCACAAGUUACAAGUAGCCCUUAUUCUGAGUUAA
Messenger RNA from Porites evermanni, 4957 nucleotides. The record is from the annotation of a GenBank genome assembly. NCBI's taxonomy places the organism in Eukaryota, Metazoa, Cnidaria, Anthozoa, Scleractinia, Poritidae.